Molecule: messenger RNA, 3925 nt
Organism: Lutzomyia longipalpis
Lineage: Eukaryota; Metazoa; Arthropoda; Insecta; Diptera; Psychodidae
Product: ATP-binding cassette sub-family G member 1
Exons: 6
Coding region: 1218-3299 (693 amino acids)
Cellular component (GO): plasma membrane
Molecular function (GO): ATP hydrolysis activity; ATP binding; ABC-type transporter activity
Source: RefSeq, a predicted model, not a curated record
ACAAGACUUUAAUUUUUCAAGCUAGAUCUAAGAUUAAGAGGUCGAAUUUAAUUUUUUAACGGGCAGACAGUAAGUUUUUAAACUAGGUUGAACUGAUUAGACCAAAAAAGCCUGACCUUAAAAAAAAAAACUUAAGUUCGGCCUAGAUAAGCAAGUUUGAACCUAAGCCUAGUUCAAAGAACUUCAGCCUGACUAAGCUGAAAUUAAUUGUGAUUUUCACCCAAUGAAUAAAAAGAUGCAGCUGAUUUAGUAAAGCUGUUUAGUCUAGUUUAAAUAAAAUUUAUUCUAUUAUUAAGAGAAAAUUAUUAUAUUUCAUGGAGGCGCCUGGUGGCUUCAGCUGAAUUUUUCUUCGGCAUUUUUUUAAUUGCUGUAAAUGUGAAAUCUCUGGAUUUGGAAUAAAAAUCUUUAUUAAGUCAAAAUUAAGCAUGUUGAUAAAACAUAAAAACUAAGGUAAUGGAAUACAUAAUUACUCAUAAAAUAAAGUAUUAAAGAUCAAAUUCACUCUGGAAAAAAAAUUCAAAAAAUCAUCAGUAGUCAGGUUGUUCAUGGAAUUAUUGUAGCCUCUGUGGUUCUUCACGAUAUUCUUUGUUGACUUGGCGUGCAUGGUGUAGUGAAUAAACAUAAUGUAGUAUAAAAUUAAUUCUCAAUCACCACACAUGGAUGGCAAUUCAAUGUAUUCGGGGGUUUAUGCUUGUGGGGAAAAAUACAUGGCGCGUGUGUUUGUCACCAUUAUUCUUCAAAGUAGUGUCGGGCAAGUAGCCAGUUGAACUCACAGCCGAGUAGCAACGACAGUGUCGACUUUGGAUACUCCGCGAUACUCAUUUUCAUUUCCAGUCCCAUUUCCACCACAAUUUUAGUUGUGUUUUGGCAGCAGUUGGACUCGGAAGGCUGCCGUGCUUCACCUUAAGUUCUUCUCUGAGUAUUUGUGUUCUUUUUUUUGGGGCUUUGUCACUGUCCUAAGGUUUUGUUGUACUGAGUGCUCUUUAUCGACGUGCCUUAUCGGUUUUUAAUAGAGAGCUUAUAUAGGAAAGAACACUGAAGACGGGGAAUUUUGCCUCAUUAGACACUUGUGUGUUCAGUGGAGUGCACGAUAUUCUGUUGUUGGGAGUGUUGAUAGGAAAAGAACAUUCCUAUUGAAUUUAAAUUUAAACAAAAAAUAAAUAAAUACCUCAAGCACAAAUCAAUCGAGGAAGUUGGACUAAAAUUUGGAAAUAAAGAUGGUUGAAGAGGAUAUAGCUACGAAUAAUCUUCUUCCUGAUUCUGACAGGAAAAGUGGGGCUGUAAAGCUGCAGAUUGUUCCGAGUCAACCGAAAACAUUGUCUCAUCUACCGCAUCGUCCAGCCGUGGAUUUGGCCUUCGAGAACCUCACCUAUCGCGUUAAGGAGGGCAGAAAAAGCAAUGCCAAAGUCAUCCUCAAGGAGGUCAGCGGAAGGCUGCGUUCGAAGGAGCUUACUGCCAUUAUGGGACCGUCAGGUGCAGGAAAAAGCACCCUUCUAAAUAUUCUCUCAGGCUACAAAACAACAAAUAUCGAGGGAUCAAUUACGAUGAAUGGCAAGGAGCGCAAUUUGAGCCUCUUCAGAAAAUACUCCGCCUACAUUAUGCAAGAUAAUCAGCUUCAUGCUAAUUUAACCGUUGAGGAAGCCAUGACAGUGGCAGCAAACUUGAAACUCAGCUCCAAGAAAUCCAAAACGGAAAAGAGCCUUGUGAUACGCGAGAUUCUGGACACGCUGGGUCUUCAAGAUCAUCGUACUACGAUGACGCGAAAUUUAUCUGGGGGGCAAAAGAAGCGACUCUCAAUUGCCCUGGAGUUGGUCAACAACCCACCUGUGAUGUUUUUCGACGAACCCACAAGUGGCUUAGAUAGUUCUACAUGUUUCCAGUGCAUCAACCUGUUGAAGAUGCUGGCACGAGGCGGUAGGACGAUCAUCUGUACAAUCCAUCAGCCUUCUGCUCGACUUUUCGAGAUGUUCGAUCAAUUGUACACCCUCGCAGAUGGGCAGUGCGUGUACCAAGGAAGUACAAAGCAGCUUGUCCCAUUCCUGAGCACGCUGGGCUUAGAAUGCCCAAGUUACCACAAUCCAGCUAGUUAUGUGAUUGAGGUAUCAUGCGGAGAGCACGGAGAUCAUACGAGGAAGCUGGUUAGUGGCAUUCUCAAUGGGAAAAGGGAUAUUCGAACAGAAUUGGAUUUUAUUGAUCGAAAGAAUGACGCUUCGAGUGCACUAGUGAAGGUGCAUACAAAGAAGAAUGUUAAUAAAAACGACGUCCAGAAUGUUGGAGAGAAAUUCGCGGAGAACCUCAAUGCUAAUGGCAAUGGGGUGAUAAAAACAAAUAUUAACAACGAUAUUGCCAAAGAGAGCACAACUGUUUCCAUUCCAAUUGACAUUGACAAAGAGCUCGAUGUGAACUCAGCUUUACUCCCUGAUGAGAUGUUGGAAGCUACGGAGAAUCCUGCGAGAUAUGCAACAACGAUGUUCCAUCAAUUUUGGGUAGUAUUAAAGAGAACCCUCCUCUUCAGUCGAAGAGAUUGGACUUUGAUGUACCUGCGUCUCUUUGCGCACGUUAUGGUUGGAUUUCUAAUUGGAGCUCUCUACUAUGAUAUUGGAAAUGAUGGAGCAAAAGUACUCAGCAAUCUUGGUUUCCUCUUUUUCAACAUGCUUUUCCUCAUGUACACCUCAAUGACCAUCACCAUUCUUUCUUUCCCAUUGGAAAUGCCGGUUCUAUUGAAGGAGAACUUCAACCGUUGGUACUCACUACGAUCUUACUACAUGGCAAUCACCAUCUCAGAUAUACCAUUCCAGGCAAUCUUCUGUGUAAUCUACGUAUCGAUUGUCUACUACUUCACAUCACAGCCAUUUGAGAUGUUUAGGUUUGCAAUGUUCCUUACGUCUUGCCUCCUGAUCUCAUUUGUGGCGCAGAGUGUUGGUCUUGUGGUUGGUGCUGCUAUGAAUGUCCAAAAUGGAGUAUUUUUGGCUCCAGUCAUGUCUGUGCCUUUCCUCCUCUUCUCCGGCUUCUUCGUUAGCUUUGACGCUAUUCCCGUCUACCUGCGAUGGAUCACCUACCUCUCCUACAUUCGCUAUGGUUUCGAGGGUACUGCUCUUGCUACAUACGGAUACAACCGAGAGAAGCUAAAGUGCUACCAAACUUACUGUCACUUCAAAUCUCCAACAACUACUCUUGAGGAAUUGGACAUGUUGGAUGCAAAUUUCACCUUAGACAUUGUGGCUCUACUUGUUAUCUUCUUGGUGCUCAGGGUGGCUGCCUUCCUCUUCCUGCGAUGGAAGCUGCGAACUGCACGAUAGAAUACUCAAUUCUAUCACUUUUUUUUGCAAUAAAUCGGACAUUAUCCGUAAAAUCAGGUUCAUUGUUAAAUCAACUAUAUAGUUACUCUCUUUAACAGUAACAAAAAACGCAAUUGUUAGUUGUUUAAGUACUUAUUUAAGGAGCACCAUUUACACUUUUUUUUUGCAAGUUUUCCUCAAAGCUUUAAGCUUAUUGCAGCAAGAUGUCAAAAUAAACAAUUUGAAUUCGGAACACAGGAUAUGUUAGUGGUAAAUAUAAUACAAUUUAGUGAAUUUUGAGGAAAAAAAUAAAUGAAGAAAAAAUAUUAAAUUGAAGGGCUGUGAUUACAUUCGACAGUGUACGAUUAUUUGCAAAUUCAAUCAAGGGGAACUUCAUGACUUGCCAAUAGCAGCAGUAAAUAUGAAUUUUGAAUAAGGAAGUACAGAGGAUGAAGCUCUCUGUGAAAUAAAAUAUUAUCAACGUGGCAAAAGGGCUUUAUUCUUAAAAGAAAAUAUUUUUAUCAAGAUUUUUCUCUUUGCAGUACUGGAAAAAUAUCUACCUACUAGUAUAUUUAUGGUAAAAAUGUUUUAACAUGUGGAUUGAUUGGAAUAUUAUAUUAAGGAGAUGUUUCCGAAGUAAAACAAAA